GAAACGGCGGCGCGGCAGCUGCGGGGCGUGGGGGCGGUGGCGGUGGCGGCGGCGGCGGCGGCCAAGGCCGAGACCGAGACCGAGGCGGCGGAGACUGAGGCGAAGGCGGCGGUUGCUUAGCCGGUGACGGUGCUCCUCCGGACUCCCUUCCAGGCCCCAUGGAGGCGGCGGCGGGCGGGGGCUGCGGCUCUGGGCCGCCUCUGCUGCUGAGCGAGGGCGAGCAGCAGUGCUACUCCGAGCUUUUCGCGCGUUGCGCCGCCGCCGGCGCCGCAGGCGGGGGCCCCGGGUCCGGGCCCCCUGAGACCGCCAGAGCUGUCCCCAGCGCGGCCACCGCAGCCGCGGGCCCUGUGGCCGACCUAUUCCGGGCGUCACAGCUGCCCGCCGAGACGUUGCACCAGAUCACAGAACUGUGUGGUGCAAAGCGGGUUGGUUAUUUUGGUCCAACACAGUUUUACAUUGCCUUAAAAUUGAUUGCUGCAGCACAGUCUGGCCUUCCUGUACGGAUAGAGAGUAUUAAAUGUGAACUGCCGCUGCCUCGCUUUCUGAUGUCAAAGACCGAUGCUGAGAUCCGAUUUGGGAACCCGACUGAACUGCAUGGAACUAAGGUUCAGAUUCCAUAUUUAAUCACAGAAAAAAAUACCUUCAAAAGAAUGGACGAUGAGGAUAAAGAGCAGGAAACACAGUCUCCCACGAUGUCACCCCUCGCCUCCCCUCCUUCUUCCCCGCCUCAUUACCAGAGGGUGCCCUUGAGCCAUGCCUACGGCAAACUGCGGAGCAACACGGAGCAGAUGCAUCCAGCUCCUUAUGAAGCUAGACAGCCCCUUGUCCAGCCUGAAGGACCCUCAUCGGGGGCCCCAGGAACCAAACCCCCUCGCCAUCAGGCUUCCCUUAUUCGGUCCUUUUCCGUGGAGAGAGAACCGCAGGAUAACAACAGUAAUUACCCAGAUGAACCCUGGAGGAUAACAGAAGAACAGCGCGAGUACUAUGUCAAUCAGUUCCGAUCCCUUCAGCCUGACCCGAGCUCCUUCAUUUCAGGUUCUGUGGCCAAGAACUUCUUCACCAAAUCAAAGCUUUCCAUUCCAGAACUCUCCUACAUAUGGGAACUGAGUGAUGCUGACUGUGAUGGAGCCCUGACCCUGCCUGAGUUCUGUGCUGCGUUUCAUCUCAUUGUGGCCCGGAAAAACGGCUACCCGCUGCCAGAGGGCCUGCCUCCAACUCUGCAGACAGAGUACCUGCAAGCAGCUUUUCCUAAGCCCAAGCGGGAGUGUGCAUUAUUUGAUUCUUAUUCUGAGUCAAUGCCUGCAAACCAACAACCCCGUGACUUGAAUCGGAUGGAGAAGCUAUCUGUUAAAGACAUGGCUGACUUUCCUGUCCCAACUCAAGAUGUGACUAGUGAUGACAAACAAGGUUUGAAAAGUACUGCGGAUGAAGCCUUACCAAAGGACGUGUCUGAGGAUCCAGCUACUAAGUCAGGAUUGUUACCUCCGCCGCCUGCGCUCCCUCCAAGACCUUGUCCAUCACAGUCUGAGCAAGCGCCUGAGGCUGAACUACACCCCCAGCUGAACAGAGCCCCCUCCCAAGCUGCAGAGAGCAGUCCAGCAAAGAAGGACAUACCGUAUUCUCAGCCUCCAUCAAAGCCCAUCCGAAGGAAAUUCCGACCUGAAAACCCAGCUACAGAAAACCAAGACACUUCUACCGCUGUUGGUGGGCCAGCAUCGGCAGCGACUGUGAAACCCCACGCGGCAGUCCAAAAACAGUCUUCCAAACAGAAGAAGGCUAUUCAAACUGCUAUCCGCAAAAAUAAAGAGGCAAACGCAGUGCUGGCCCGGUUGAACAGUGAACUCCAGCAGCAGCUCAAGUGUUUGUUUAUUUUUGAGAGAGAGCACAAGCAGGGGAUGGGCAGAGAUAGAGGGAGACACAGAAUCCGAAGCAGGCUCCAGGCUCUGAGCUGUCAGCAUAGAGCCUGAUGUGUGGCCCAAACUCAGAGAACACAAGAUCAUGACCUGAGCUGAAGUCGGAUGCUUAACCGACUGAGCCACCCAGGUGACCCUCCUUUUUUCUUUGUUAGUACCUCUGUUUCUUUUGAGUGUCUGAUGUACAACAUAACAAGUUGUGAAUGUCUCCUUAUUGAUUAAUAUUAAGCUUGGCUGAAUGCAACAACAAACUCUAGGUAACAGUGUCUUAAGUGAGAUCAAAUUUUAUUUUUCUCUUUAUAUACCAUGUUCAUGAAUCAGAAGGAUCAAAAUUCUUAGGUUGUCAAUGCUUCUCAAAUUACUGUGCUUCUCAAAGCAAUCCCAGUCAAAAUCCUGUAAUUCUUAUUUGUAUAAACUGACAGGCUGACUCUAAAAUUUACGUGGAAAAUUAAGGAAACCAAAAUAGCCAAGACAGUUUAGAAAACAAAAAGGUCAAAGUUUGAGGACUCUCAUUAUCCGCUUAGAAGAAGACUUACUGUAAAGCUACAGUCAUCAAGACAGCAUGGCAUUGGCAUAAAGAUAGACCUCAUCAGCAGAACAAAAUAUAGUGUCCAGAAAUAGUCCAUUGUGUGUAUAUAUGGUCAAUUAAUUUUUAACAAUAGUGCCGUGGUAAUUCAAUGUGGAAGGAGGAUAGUCUUUCAAUAAAUGUUGCUAGAACAAGUGGAUAACCGUAUGCAUAAAAGUGAACUUUAACCUUUACCUUGUAACACAUAAAAAAUAAAUUUGAAAUAUAUCACGAAUUCACAUUUAAGCAUUACAGCUAUAAAAAUUCUAGAAGGCAACAUAAAAAAAAAAAUCCUUGGGGGUAGGCAGUGUAUUCUUAAAUAGGACACAAAAUGCACAAAUCAUAGAAGAAAAAUGUGCUAAAUUGAACUUCAUCAAAAUCAAACACUUCUGUUUUUUUAAAGACACUGUUGAGAAAAUGGCAAACUGCACUUUAGGAGAAAAUGUUUACAAAGCCCAUAUCUCAUGAAGGACUUCUAUCUUAAAUACAACUCAAAACUAAGAAGACAAUUAACUAAAACAUAGGCAAAAGAUUUUAACAUAAACUUCACAAAGAGAUACAGAUGACAUAUAAACACAUGAAAAGAUGCUCAACAUUAUUAAUCACUAGAGAAAUGCAAAUUAAAACUGCAAUGAGAUACCACUGCACACCGAUUAGAAUGCGUAAAAUGAAAAUUUCUGACAUCAUCAAGUGCUGACAAGAAUGCAGAACAGUUGGAACUCCUAUACAUUGCUGCUGGGUAAAAAUGGAUUUAGCAGAAUCAUAAUACUAAACUUAUCAUACCACCCAUCAAUACCACUCAGGUGAAAUGAACUAUGUCCAUACAAGGACUUGUACACAAAUAGUGUAGCUUUAUUUAUAAUUACCAACACUGGAGACACUCCAAAUACCCAUCAGGUGGUAAAUGAAGAAUAAACAAAUUGUAAAAACUGAGCCACAAAAAGGCAUGAACUACUGAUAUGUGCAAUGACAUGGGUGAAUCUCAAAAGCAUUAUGUUAAGUGAUAAAAGCCAAACACAAGAGGCUACAUAUUGUACGAUUCCAGUUAUGUGACAUUCUGGAUAAGGUAAAUUAUUUGGACAGAAAUCAAAUCAGUGAUCACUCACGGCUAGAGAUAAGGGAAGGGAUUAAAUGCAAAGGAACAUGAGGGAACUUUUUCAGGUGGGAUGGAAGUGUUCCACAUCUUGAAUGUGAUGGUGGUUACAUGACUGUAUAAAUUUGUCAAAACUCAUUGAACUGUGUACAUGAAAAGGGUGAAGUUUAUAUUAUACAAUAAACCUGGCUUUAAGGAAAUGAAUUUUAUUUUCCUCUCAGGUAAAAGAAGGUAAUAGGCCAGGAAGUAACAGGCUAGGGCUAGCAUAGUGGCUUCAUGUUGUCACAGGAAUCCUGGUGAAGAUCAUGCUGUUUUAUAAUUCUUAGCAUGUGGCUUCCUUUUUUUAGGUCACCUUAUGGUCCAAUAUGGUGGCUUGGAUCUCCAGUCAUCACAUUCAUAUUCAGGCAGUAGGAACAAUAAAGAAGUAAUUAAGGGAAAUGCUGUUCUUUUAAAGAGACUUCCUAUUAGCCAUGCAUAUAUCCUUUUACAUUUCAUUGGCCAAUACUUAGUCAUUUGGAUAUAUCUGAUUGCAAGAGAGGCUGUAGAAAUGUAAGCUUUAAGCAAGACCAUGGUUAUAGUAAAUAAAAUUGAGAUUCUGUUACUAAAAAGAAGACUAUGAUGGGAGUUGGGAUAGGCAAACAACAGUGGCUGUCAUAGGCUCAUGUAAGUUGUAAAUCUGCCAUAGAUUGCCAGUCCCCAAGCAAACAGUUGUACUUGGUUCACUCUUUCAUUCUCAAGGAAAUGUGUUUCUCUUUCCUUAAAAAACUCCAAUGCCUCCUUGAUGUACAUAAGCCCCUCUUUAAGGGAGUUACAUAAAUAAAACAUGUCUUAAGAUUGAGGGCAGAGGCAUCAGUGAACUGCUGGGAUUAAUGCUAAUGUAUGAAUGUUCAUACAUGUACAUUAAGUUACCAACUCACAGAAUGCACUCUUUCCUAUGAUUCUUCUAUGCUUCAUUCUUUUUUUAAUGUUUAUUUAUUUUUGAGGGGAGGGGCAGAGAGAGAGGGAGACACAGAAUCCAAAGCAGGCUGCAGGCUCUGAGUUGUCAGCACAGAGCCUGACGCGGGCCCGAACUCACAAGCCUAAGAUCAUGACCUGAGCUGAUGUCAGAUGCUUAACUGACUGAGCCACCCAGGUGCCCCCACUUACUUCAUUCUUUAACAUUAUUCUAAUGAUUAAGAAAUGAUCAUCCAUGAUUAACAUUAUCAGUAAGCUAGAAUUUACCUAUUAAAGACUAAAAAUUUAAGUGAGCAAGAUAGAGUAGCCAACAGAAAAACUGCCAACACUUUAAAAAACACCUGUAAAGUUUACCAAGUACCUUUACACUUUUAUACCUUUAGCUACUCUAUCUCACUCCUUCCCCAUAUAUCUUCCUCAUACUCUACCAUUUUUCAGGGCCUAGAGGCUAUAGGCAGUUGAACAAAUUUUCACCAGAAAGAUACUGAGGCAGAGACAUUUUUCCCCCACAAAUGAUGUAAUCUAGUCAGAGCAUGUGAUCUUAAACUGCUCUGAAGAAAAUGACGAGUUUUCUGGAGGACAAUCCUUGGAAUGAAAACUGGAGUUUCCAUUACUGCUUUCCAUACUGCAAACUGUUCCCCUCCAAGAGGGAAGAAUUGAUCAUUUCUCUUUUGAAAAAAAGACCUGGUAAUUUUUGACCUUGAGUUUCUGUUGUCUGAUCUGCUGGCUGUUUCCCUAAAAGAUAGAGGCUGUUUUGAGUGUGCAUGAUCUAAUGUAGUUGUUGCCUUUCAUACCAGAUAUUCAUUUCAUAACUGACACAAAUCUAAAGUAGCUCCUUAGCCCAGAGAAGGUAGAGCAAACUCUUCCAUUUGUUAAGAGGGAGAGAAGGAAAGUGGUACUGGCACAAAAAACUAGUAGAUAUAUUUGAGGUCCAGGUCCUACAGGGGUCUGAUCAAAACAACAUGUAUCAGCUAGCUUUUGCCACAACAGGGAUAUAUAAUAGAGUAGCUUCAAAUUCACUGGCUUAAAUCAUUUGUUCUUGUUCACACACCUGUGGAUUGGCUGACAUUUGGAUGAUAUAGACCAAGCUUGGCUGAACUUGGCUCCAAGCUCUAGGUUGAGUCCAGGUUGGCUUCCUAUGUCUCUUUUGUUUCUUGGACCAGCAGACUAGCUGCACAUGUUCUCAUGGUGAUGGCAGAGGCACAAAAAAGGCUGAGUGGAAACAUCGACUUCUUUGUGAUCUAAGCUCAGAACUGGCACGCUCAUUUUUGUCCACAUUCCACUUGGCCAAAGAAAGCUAUAUAGCUAAGCAACAUCAUCAGUGGAUUGGAGAAAUAUACCAAACCUCUAGAUGGAAGUGCUGCAAAGUCACAGGGCAGACUGAGUGCACGGAUAGUGAGAGGGGUGGAUAUUGGAAACAAAAUGCAGUCUUCCACAGCUAUAUACCUACAACAGCCAUCUUUACUUUUAUACCUUUAGCUACUCUAUCUCACUCCUUCCUAAGAUUAUAGGCACUCUUUAAAAGUGAGCUGCCUGGGUGUAUGUCACUGGGGACAUUGGAGCAAGGACCUCCAAAAAUCCUCUCCUAUGUAAAAACUGUAAGAAUACUAGCAAAAAUGGUCAGAAUCAAUUUUUUCAGAACUCUGGAAAUUAGCCAAAAUCUUAUGGCAAUCCAGGGAGCUAUAUAGGAGCAAAGUUUUUAUAUACUGUUGAAGUUAAGUUGGUAUUAAUCCAAGCCAGUUUGUUAUAAAUUAACAUUUUAAUUAUAAUUCCCAGGGUAAUCACUAAGAAUAUAACUCAAAAAUAUAAUAAAGGAAUUAAAAUAGUACGUUAAAUAUAUCUAUUUAACACAAAGGAAGGCAGUAAUGGAGGAACAUAGAAAUAAAAGUGACAAUUCAGAUAGAAAAUAAAUAGCAAAAUUGGAGGUGUAGAUCCUAUAUUAUUAAAUAUAAAUGUGUUAGACAAAGGGCAGAGAUUGGGAUAAUAGAUAUUUAAAAAAUGAUCCACAAUGUGCUGUCUACAAGAGACAUCUUAGAUUCAAAUACACAAAUAGCUUGAAAGUAAAAGGAUAGAGAUACCAUGCAAAUGUAACCAAAAGAGUUAGAGUUGUUAUGCUAAUAAUUUCAAAAGAAGAAAUAUCUCAAAUCAAUAAUUUUCUACCUUAAGAAACCAGAAAAAGCAAGCAGAAACCCAAAGCAAGCACCAACAAGGAAAUGACAAAGAUUAGAAUGGAAUUAAUGAAAUAGAACAUAGAAAGACAACCGAGAAGUAUGAGUGGAACCAAUAGCUGGGUCUUUGAAAAGAGCAACAAAAUUGACUAACCUACAACUAGACUGAACAAGAAAAAGGAGAAGACUCAAUAAGGUGAGUAAUGUACAUGAGGACGCUACUACUGACUUUAUAGAAAUGGCAGUGAUUAAAAGGGAAUAAUAUGAACAAUUUUAUGUCAACAAAUCAGGUAACCUAGAUAAGGACAAAUUCGCAGAAAGACACAAGUACUGAAUCUGACUCAAGUAGAAACAGAAAAUCUGAAUAUAAGUAAAGACAUUGAUUGAAUCAGUAAUCAAAAAACUUCACAAAGUAAAUCUCAGGACCAGGUGACCUCACUGGUGAAUUCUACCGAAUGUUUAAGGAAGAAUUAACACCAAGCCAUCAGAAGUUCUUCCAAAAAAUAGCGAGGAGGGAAUACUUCUCAACUCAUUCCAUGUGGCCAGCAUUACCCUGAUACCAAAACCAGACAAAGACGUUACAGCGAAAGAAAACUACAGACCGAUAUCCAUUAUGAUUAUAGAUGCGUAAAUCCUCACCAAAACACUGGCAAACCAAAUCCACAUAUAAACAGGAUUAUACACUAUCCCCAAGUGAUGUUUAUUUAAUGUAUACAAGAUUGUUUCAAUGUGUGAAAAUCAAUGUAAUACAUCAUAUUAAUAAAGGACAAAAACCCCAUGAUCACCUCAAUAGACAAAGAAAAAGCGUCUGACAAAAUCCAGCAUCUUUUCAUGAUAAAAACACUCAACAAGCUAGGAACAGAAGGGAACUUCCUUAACUUAGUAAAGGUCAUCUAUGAAAACCCCACAGCUAAUAUCAUACUUAGGACUGAAAGCUUUCCCCCCAAGAACAGGAAUAAGACAAGGAUGUCUUCAUUUAAACAUUUAACUGGAUGUUCUAGCCAGGGCAGUCAGGCAAAUAAACAAAAUAAAAUGUAUCCAGAUUGAAAAGGAAAAAGUAAAAAUGAGCUCUAUUUGCAGAUGACAUGAUAUUGUGUAUAGAUAAUCCUAAACAAUACUCUCUCUCUCUCUCUCUCUCUCUCUCUCUCACACACACACACACA
Messenger RNA from Neofelis nebulosa (Clouded leopard), 7856 nucleotides. It is a transcript of the gene REPS2, whose product is annotated as RALBP1 associated Eps domain containing 2. Gene Ontology annotation, cellular component: plasma membrane; cytoplasm. Bases 159 to 1967 code for a protein of 602 amino acids. Gene Ontology annotation, biological process: endosomal transport; endocytosis. The record is from RefSeq and is a predicted model, not a curated record. Gene Ontology annotation, molecular function: calcium ion binding; protein binding. Lineage: Eukaryota; Metazoa; Chordata; Mammalia; Carnivora; Felidae. The transcript is spliced from 16 exons.